GUGUGAAACGUGCGGUAAAAAUACUUAACAGCGAUUGUGAUAACAACAAAACCAAAUUAGAUAAUACGUGUUCAACAAUAUAAUUUAAUCCAUAGGUAAUCAACAUAAUAAAUUUGAAUAAAAAGGACAAUGGCAUCAAUUAAUUCCUUACCAUUUGAGGUGCUGGAGAAAGUUUUCUCUUAUCUUCCGUUCAAGGAUAUCUGCAACGUCGGUCAGGUUUGCCAUGUAUGGAGAGAUGUUCAGAGCGGUCCUAUUUUUCAGCGACGAUUUCGCUCAAAGCUGCAGGGUUAUUUCCGUAAGGAGAGCUCGCCGGUCAGUUUAAAAUUUUUAAACACAUGUAGAAACCUAUCUAUAGUGCAACUAUAUAACAAUGCUGAUAAUUGCGAUUCAGAGGAACAAGGUCAUACGGAGGACAUCGCUGAACAAAACAUAGCAAAUAUCUUGUUCGGAACAGAGGAGUUGUACAGUUUACAAAUAUUAGGCAAAUAUAAAAGUUUGAAAAGGAUUAUACAAACUAGGAUAGGCGAAUUAUCGUUCUUAAAAGAGUUGAGGGUUUCGUUUUGCUAUGAUGGAGAAAAAACCUGCCCGGAAGCCGACGAUCAAGUUUGGUUGUUGAAAAGUAGCAGUUUGGAGAGUUUCAGUGUUGGCUUGCCGUACUCGGUUGGACCAUUGCAACUUGAAGCCCCAAACUUGAAAGAAUUGCACCUCACAGUUAGCUGCGACGUUAUAGUGAGGCUGGUAGAGCAGUACAGCAAACAAUUAGAAGUGCUGGAAAUGAAUCUGUUUGAUAUCGAGACGCUGGACCAGAUUCUGGCUUAUAGUUAUCCUUGUUUGGAACAGCUGGAGUUGAGGAUGUACGACGACAAGGAACUUCAAUGCAGCUAUGCUCAAACUGCAGAUCGUGCGGAGGACGAUGAACGUUCACGUAUGUUCACUAACCGUGCGCCUUCGCUCAAAAAAAUGUGUGUGCAAAGUAACGUGGUGUUUUAUAAAAUAUUCCCUACGUGGUGUUCAUUGAAGACGAGCUUGGAGAGCAUUGAGUUGCAGAAUAUGGAAAUCGACGCCAAUAUACUGAUCAACGUUUUGUUGAUCCAACCAUUGAAGAAUUUAACGAUUCAGCAAUGUGAAAUUGUUAACGAUUUGCCUGGCCUGCACAUACGGAUGGUGAACCUUGAGCAACUGAAGCUGGUUAGUGUUGUGAAUAACGUUCUGCUGGAGCAUAAUUUUUGCGAUCUCAAACGUUUUGAGCUGGUGCAUGGAUUCAAAUAUGGGAACGAUUUGCUGCAGAAGGUUUUCUACAACUUUACGUCGGUGCAGCACAUGAAGCUACACUUUAGAACAAUGCUUGACGAAGAUGCCCUCCUGAAACUCCACCAGAUGAAAAGUCUCAGAUCGUUAGAAUUACGGGCCACAGAAGUGACAGUUGAACACUGGAACGCUUGCCAGCCGUUGGCGACGGUUGAGCAGUUUACCUUGAGCAACUGUUUCAUGGUCAGAUUUUCUAUGUUUGGAGCUUUGAGCCGAGUGUUUCCAACGCUUAAACGAUUGCAUGUAGAUUGUUGCCAUAUCGUUGAUGACACGGGUGGGGCUGAUGCGGUAGUCGAUGGGAGCUGCGAGAGAAAGCUAAGGCAAAUGUUGCCCAGUUGUAUUGUAUCAUGGCAUGAAUCAGUACAAAUAACCCCUCUAACAUUGAAACAAUUGCUCAUGUGACAUGUAACCGAAGUCGUUAUGAAAUAGGAGUGUGUCAAAGAUGUAGGUACCAUUUAGGUCUAACAGUAGGAGAUCAAUCUCAGGAAAGUUUAGAGUCUAUUUAAAGAAUAAAUAUUUUUUUAUUUGCUUUGUAA
Messenger RNA from Armigeres subalbatus, 1844 nucleotides. RefSeq lists its product as uncharacterized. Gene Ontology annotation, molecular function: protein binding. The coding region runs from base 130 to 1710 and encodes 526 amino acids. The record is from RefSeq and is a predicted model, not a curated record. NCBI's taxonomy places the organism in Eukaryota, Metazoa, Arthropoda, Insecta, Diptera, Culicidae. The transcript has 5 exons.